GUUGCCAGCCGCUGUUGAAAAUCAGGACGAAGAAGAAAAGACAGAGAAGACUAAGGUGGGACCACUUCUUUCUGUAAGCGAAUUUCUACGGAAGAUAUUUAUUGCGGACGAGUGUUCGUACAAACUGUCCCGGGUAUCAACAGCCUGGUGGUUAACGUUAGCUGAAAGGAUUAACAAAUUCCCGAACAGGAUGGAUGGUGAAGAAAGAACCUACGGUGGCUGUGAAGGUCCAGAUGCCAUGUACGUAAAGUUGAUCUCUUCAGAUGGCCAUGAAUUCAUUGUGAAAAGGGAGCAUGCCUUGACAUCUGGGACUAUUAAAGCCAUGUUAAGUGGGCCAGGGCAGUUUGCUGAGAAUGAAACAAAUGAAGUGAACUUCAGGGAGAUUCCAUCUCAUGUCCUGUCCAAGGUCUGCAUGUAUUUCACCUACAAGGUCCGUUAUACCAACAGCUCCACAGAAAUACCUGAAUUUCCCAUUGCUCCGGAGAUCGCGCUGGAAUUACUCAUGGCUGCAAACUUUUUGGAUUGCUAAAUUUACAAAGUAAAUGUAAAAGCUUGAAACAUUUUUAUUUUUUUUUUUGUUUAAUAUUUAACUUGUUUUGCUAUUUUCUUCAUGCGAAACAUGAAUAAGUAUGUCACCACAAGAAGUUUUAUUUUUUUGCACCUCUUUUUCUGUCUAUUACAAUUAAAGCAUAACAUUUUAAUAUAUGUAAUGGAUAUGGCAGGGGGCC
This is a messenger RNA of Monopterus albus (swamp eel), 728 nucleotides long. RefSeq names its product elongin C paralog a (gene eloca). The transcript is spliced from 4 exons. The record is from RefSeq and is a predicted model, not a curated record. The coding region runs from base 191 to 529 and encodes 112 amino acids. Gene Ontology annotation, biological process: ubiquitin-dependent protein catabolic process. Lineage: Eukaryota; Metazoa; Chordata; Actinopteri; Synbranchiformes; Synbranchidae.